This is a messenger RNA of Lentinula edodes (shiitake mushroom), 390 nucleotides long. RefSeq lists its product as uncharacterized. The annotation marks the transcript as partial. Lineage: Eukaryota; Fungi; Basidiomycota; Agaricomycetes; Agaricales; Omphalotaceae. The transcript is spliced from 2 exons. The record is from RefSeq and is a predicted model, not a curated record.
GUGACUGACGCACCUCAUGCACAAAAGACUGCUCAUUACCAACCUCAGCAUGGUACACAUACCACAAGUCUGGGAACUGGUUAUCUUGUCAAUCAGUCGCUCAUUGAUAUUUACUCACUCAACGGAGCCGGUCUUCAGCUUCGAGAUGUCGACAAUGUGGACAAGCAAGAUGAUGGUGCUGCCCGCCGGGUUUUUCAUUUCAAUGUUCUUCAAUUGAUGACGGAGACUGAAGAUGCAAGAUACUUCAUUUCUUUGUAUAUGUAUUUAUCUCAACUCAGCUGUUUAGGCACCCUUUUCGAGGCAUGGAUGAAUCCAACAAUGUCUACCAAAGACCGUGUUCUGGCAGCUCUUCGUGCGCGAUUCUGGUUGAACCUUGUAAACCAUCAUAUC